AUGUCUCUGCAGCUGCAGCAGCAGCAGCAGCAGCAGCAGCGCGGGCCCGGAGUGUACGUACACCUGCCGCUGCAGCAGCAAAUCCAGACUGUGGGGCCCCACAAAGAAGACCCUAGCAGCAGCGAAAGCUGCUGCGGGGGCCCCCCGGGGGGCCCCCAGGGGGGGCCUCUUGGGGGCCCCCAGGGGGGCCCCCAAGGGGGGCCCCCGGGGGGCCCCCCGGGGGGCCCCCCGAGAGCAGCAAAGGGCCUUGAAGAGCAGCUGCAGUGGCUGCAGCAGCAGCUGCAGCAGGAGCCCCCGAAGUUGGAAACCCUAAACCCUAAUUUAGGGGUAAACCCUAAUUUGCUGCUGCCGCCUUUGGUGCUGCUCGAGGGUUUAGAGUUUGGAGCGCUGCAGCAAACAGCAGCAGCAGCAACAGCAGCAGCAGCAGCAGCAGCAGCAGCGCCGCCAAUUUCCCUGAAACCGCGAGGGCAGCAGCUCCUGGGGCCCCUGGCAGCCCAGCAGCAGCAGCAGCAGCAGCAGCAGCAGCAGCAGCAGCAGCAGCAGCAGCAGCAGCAGCAGCAGCAGAGCCAGAAAGCGGUGAUCGACGCGGUCUUGAGUGCGCGGGACGUGUUUGUUAUAAUGCCCACGGGCGGCGGGAAAAGCCUUUGCUUCCAAUUGCCUGCAGUGCUGCAGCAGGGUUUGACAGCAGUGGUGAUGCCUCUGUUGUCUUUGAUGCAGGAUCAAAUGGCUCAGCUGCAGGAGUUGGGCAUUGAGUGCAGAGCCUUCACUUCAAACCAGACUUGGGAGGAGCAGCGGCAGGUCUACGAUGACCUAAGUAGCAAGGGUUUGUGCGUGCCGCUGCUGUUCCUGACUCCUGAGUCUUCUCUGUCUGGUGUGCUAAAGCUGAGAUUCUACGCUGCGCUGCGAGGGUUUGAGCGUGCCGCUGCUGUUCCUGACUCCUGA
Molecule: messenger RNA, 942 nt
Organism: Eimeria necatrix
Lineage: Eukaryota; Apicomplexa; Conoidasida; Eucoccidiorida; Eimeriidae
Product: RecQ protein-like, related
Exons: 6
Coding region: 1-942 (313 amino acids)
Biological process (GO): double-strand break repair via homologous recombination
Cellular component (GO): cytoplasm; RecQ family helicase-topoisomerase III complex; nucleus
Molecular function (GO): 3'-5' DNA helicase activity; nucleic acid binding; ATP binding
Source: RefSeq, a predicted model, not a curated record